AUGUCAGCUACUGCUAGUAUUACUGCACCGGUUCAAUUAUGUCGAAGGUUGUUUGGUGAACCUGUAUCAUGUAUACGUAUUCAGCAAACUUUGGAGACAAUUAUACGUAAAGAUUUAGACCGUUUCCAAAAUAAAUGGAACUUUCAACCACCCAAUACUGUAUUAGAGAACAAAAUUCGGAAACCACUUUCUGUACAUCAAUUACAUAGUGGAAAUUUACGGACAAAUUCUACAAAUGAAUUCAUUUUAGAACCUGUCCAAUCACCUCCAAGUUUCUAUAUAAAAUCUCCGCGUAAAUUAAAAGCAUUUCGACGUCUUCCAGUGUCAGUAGCGCAAAAAACACGCAUGGAACUCUAUAAAAAGUCUACAAAUAGUGAACUCAGAAAUUUCACUUAUUCGUUUAAUUCAUCAUAUAACCUAUCUAAUACUGAUACUUUACUAAAUGAUAAUCAAAAAUCUGAAAUGAACUUUCCUUCAACGACAAAGUCAACUAUCUCAAUAACUCUGAAUCAACCAUCGCCAACAUCAUCAUCAACACCAUACAAAUUCGGCAACAUAUCACAAGUUACUGAAAAGUUAUCAGAAAUAACAACGACAACAUUACCUGUGAAUCCAAUUAUUAUCCGUUCAGAUAAUAGUAGUAACAAUACAAUGUUACCAUCAAGUUCGAAUCCCUGUUCUCAACAUUCAGUUAAACUGAUAAAACCUGAUCGAUUAAGUUUAAAGAAAUCUGGGCCUAAAGUAACAGAUUAUUUUGCUAAAGAAACAAAAACAAUAAAGAAGUUCACUUCGUUGAAUAAUGAGAAUGCAUUUGAAAAAUUGGAUAAUAACUUUUUUUCAAUGAUUUAA
Messenger RNA from Schistosoma bovis, 849 nucleotides. The record is from the annotation of a GenBank genome assembly. Lineage: Eukaryota; Metazoa; Platyhelminthes; Trematoda; Strigeidida; Schistosomatidae.